AUGAGAACCUCAAGAAGACUAUUAUGGAAACUAUCCAUCAUCGUUUUAUUAGCAGUCUUUUCUCAACCAUCUUUCUCAGGUCAUACUGGUCCAUCGGAUGAAAUGGAGAGUGGGAACAGCCAUGAACAUGAAGCCGCCGCCGAGAUGAUGCAACCACAGAGAGCAGGAAACCGUAAGGGUAGAGGUGGUCGUGGUGGCCGUGGUGGCGCCGUCGCCCAAGGUCCUGAGAUGAAUUGGCCAGGCCAAUGGGAGUUAUUCUUGCAGAACUCAGGCGUAUCGGCCAUGCACGCUAUUCUUCUCCCAUUGAUCAAUAAAGUACAGUUUUACGAUGCAACCAUUUGGAGAAUAUCGCAAAUCAAGCUCCCUCCAGGCGUACCUUGUCACGUUUUUGACCAUGUCCAUAAUAAAAUAGAUUGUUGGGCUCACUCUGUUCUCAUCGAUAUUAAUACCGCACACAUCAGGCCUCUAUCGCUUGAAACGGACACAUGGUGUUCGUCAGGAGGUCUAACCGUAAACGGGACAUUGGUAAGCACUGGAGGGUUCCAAGGAGGAGCAAACACAGCAAGAUACCUAGCCGCAUGCGACAACUGCAAUUGGGUGGAGUAUCCAAAGGCAUUAGCUGCACCGAGAUGGUACUCAACACAAGCCACUCUCCCUGAUGGAACUUUCAUCGUUGUUGGAGGCCGACAAGCUCUCAACUACGAGUACAUCCUCCCUGAAGGAAUGGACAACAAGAUACUCCACGACUCGCAUCUUCUUAAACAAACAACUGAUCCAGAAGAAAACAAUCUAUACCCAUUCAUUUGGCUCAACACCGAUGGAAACCUCUUCAUGUUCGCCAACAAUCGGUCCAUCCUUCUUAACCCGAAAACGAAUAAAGUCGUCAAAGAGUUCCCUCAGCUCCCUGGCGGAGCCCGGAACUACCCAGGCUCCGCCUCCUCGGCUCUUCUGCCUAUCCGCCUCUACGUCAAGAACCCUCCUGUCAUCCCCGCUGACGUACUUAUAUGUGGCGGGGCCAGACAGGAUGGAUACUUCCGUGCCGACAGAUUAAAGCAAUUUGAUCCGGCCUUGAAUGAUUGUGCAAGGCUAAGCCUCAACGGUCGAAAGCCAGCAUGGAAAAUAGAGAAGAUGCCAAUGUCUCGCGUCAUGAGCGACGCAGUUCUCCUCCCUAACGGAGAAGUACUAAUAGUUAACGGCGCGAAACAAGGAACAUCUGGAUGGGGCUUAGCCAAAGACCCAAACUUCACACCGCUCUUGUACUCACCAAACAAACAAUUUGGCAAACGUUUCAAAGAGCUAGCUGCUUCCGCUAUCCCACGCAUGUACCAUUCCAUCGCACUCGCUCUUCCUGACGGUAAAGUUCUUAUCGGUGGUAGCAACACCAACGAUGGUUACAGGUACGAUGUUCCAUUCCCGACAGAACUCCGCAUAGAGAAAUUCUCACCGCCUUAUCUCGACCCGGCUCUUGCCAAUAUGAGACCAAAGAUUGUGCACGCCGACACACCGAAACAGAUCAAGUUUGGACAAAUGUUUAACGUGAAGAUUGAGCUUAAACAACCGAAUGUGGCUAAAGAGAAUGUCAUGGUUACAAUGUUGGCACCACCGUUUACUACACAUGCUGUGUCAAUGAACAUGAGGUUGCUUAUGUUGGGUAUUGCUGAUGUUAAGAAGGAGCAAGGUGACUUUCAUCAGAUUCAGGCCGUUGCUCCACCGAGUGGAAACGUUGCUCCUCCUGGUUAUUAUCUUAUCUAUGCCGUCUACAAUGGUGUCCCCAGCGUUGGAGAAUGGAUUCAGAUCGUGUGA
This is a messenger RNA of Eruca vesicaria subsp. sativa (arugula), 1803 nucleotides long. NCBI's taxonomy places the organism in Eukaryota, Viridiplantae, Streptophyta, Magnoliopsida, Brassicales, Brassicaceae. The record is from the annotation of a GenBank genome assembly.